AUGGCUUCAGCGUUACUAGGAAAUCUUAUGAAUUCGGUACUGGAGGACGUCUCGUCCGAGUAUGACGCCCUACCUGGUGCCAAAGCGCCGGUAGAUCUUAAGGUGGCAGGACGUAUACGCAUUCUGGGUACUCCCGCCGAAGAGGGUGGUGGCGGUAAGGUGAAGCUCAUCGAAGCCCGUGCCUUCACUCCACGAGAGGAUAUAGCAGCCGCUUUUAUGAUCCACCCUAUAUCUUAA
Messenger RNA from Fusarium odoratissimum NRRL 54006, 237 nucleotides. RefSeq lists its product as uncharacterized. Gene Ontology annotation, molecular function: dipeptidase activity. The record is from RefSeq and is a predicted model, not a curated record. The transcript is spliced from 2 exons. Bases 1 to 237 code for a protein of 78 amino acids. Lineage: Eukaryota; Fungi; Ascomycota; Sordariomycetes; Hypocreales; Nectriaceae.